AUGGUUGAACGUAAUUCCGAUCAAUUGCUGUUUUGUAAAUUAUGUCCUGUUGAAACAAAAGAUAGAUUUUGUGUAGCAAAUUGUAUUGGAUGUAAAGAUUUAUUUUGUUUUGCUCAUUUGAUGGAACAUCGUCAACAAUUAUCAGAUCAAUUCGAUCGAUUGAUUAAACAACAUACAGAUAUAAAUGAACAUUCAUUGACCGAAGUAAAUAUUAGGCAACACUUAGAAUAUAUUGAUAAAUGGGAAAGUGAAAUAAUUCAAUUAAUUCAACAGCAUACAAAAGAUGUUAAAGAAAAAAUUCUUUCUAUAUUUAAUGUAUAUAAAAAUGAAUUAAAACAACGACAUACAAAUCUUGGAAAAGAUCUUAGUGAUAAACGAGUUUUAAAUGCAAUUAUUGAAGGUGAUUUGAAGGAGUUAUCAGAACAAAUAGAACAAUUAGAUAAAGAUAUUCAAAAUGUUAAUAAAGUAUUACAUCAAAUAGCUGUCAAAGAAUUAAAUUAUAUACCCGAAAAAUGUCAUAAAUCAAUCAACACUACAGAAAAAUCUAUACAAUGGAAUUAUUUAUAUGAUAUAAAACUUGAUUCAACCUAUGGCUAUAUGGCAGCUAAUAAUAAACAAAUACUUCUUGGCUGGAAAAAUCGUAUUGUUAUCUAUCAUGUUGAUGGUACAAAACAUGAUGAAACACAUUUACACUCAAUUGAACAAUAUGGUGAAUUAUCUGAUCUAAUAUGGUCAUCGGCAAUGGAAUGUUUUUUUAUUUUAUGUCGAAAAUCUGUAUUUGUGCAUUAUCCAUCAAGUAAUAAAAUAGAAAUAUUACCAAAUAUUACAAUAUUUAAUCACUGUAAUAAUUAUAUAUCAAUCGCAACGUAUAGAAGUAAAUUAUAUUUGUUAAAUGAAACAUCGCUUGAUGUAUGGGAACUGCAAAAUAAUCUAUUUUUAUUAGAUUGUUCAAGAUUAAUAAAAGCGAUUGUUAAAAAUUGCUUAGAAGAAACUAUCUCUUGUAUACGUGCAAAUGAACAAAAUCUAGCUGUACUUAUACAAAAUAAUAAAACACAUGCAUGGCGUUUAGAUUUAUUUAAUACAGAUCGAUUUCAACGUACUUAUAUGGGUACAUCAUUUGAUUGUUUCAAUCAAAACAAUCUUGGUUUAUUUAUGACAUUUCGUGACAGUAUUUAUUUGUUUAUGAAUUGGGAAACGAAAUUAAUGCGGAUGAUAGAUUCAAAUGGUUUGAAUCAAAUUAUUGAUUAUAAUGCAUUUAAUGCAUGUUUAUUAGGUACACAAAAUAAAAUAAUUGUCAAUUAUAUGACACAUUUAAAAAUCUAUGAAUUUUGA
This is a messenger RNA of Rotaria socialis, 1332 nucleotides long. NCBI's taxonomy places the organism in Eukaryota, Metazoa, Rotifera, Eurotatoria, Philodinida, Philodinidae. The record is from the annotation of a GenBank genome assembly.